Messenger RNA from Magnolia sinica, 1314 nucleotides. RefSeq names its product exopolygalacturonase-like. The transcript has 6 exons. The coding region runs from base 1 to 1314 and encodes 437 amino acids. The record is from RefSeq and is a predicted model, not a curated record. Gene Ontology annotation, biological process: carbohydrate metabolic process. Gene Ontology annotation, molecular function: polygalacturonase activity. NCBI's taxonomy places the organism in Eukaryota, Viridiplantae, Streptophyta, Magnoliopsida, Magnoliales, Magnoliaceae.
AUGAAUAUACUGAAGAAUCAGUUAUCAGGGACAUUCAAGAUGAAAGAUCUGGGGGCUGCAAAAAGGGUUCUUGGCAUAGACAUUCAUAAAGACAGAAAAAUGAGCAAGCUUUGGUUAUCACAUACAAAAUACCCUGAAAAUGUGCUGAUCAAGUAUGAGUUGGACCAGGCAAAGCCAGCUUUCUUAGCGGCGUGGAAAUCUGCAUGUUCCUAUGAUGGCAAAUCGCACUUUCUGGUGCCCAAUGGAGUAUUUUUACUGGGCCCUGUCACAUUUUCUGGGUCAUGCUAUAAAAAAGCAUCUCCUAAUGUCCAAAUAAAGGGGAUAGUCAAAGCUCUCCCAAACCUUGUUGCAUUUACUGAUGAAAAUUGGAUAAAGUUUACAAACUUGCACAGGUUCACGGUGAGCGGUGGAGGAAUUCUCGAUGGCCAAGGAGCUGAUGCUUGGAAACAAACAACCUGCCCGGAGGAAAAAAAAUGCCAAUUUCCCCCAACUUCUACAAAGUUCACGAAUAUCACCAACGCUGUAAUCCAUGAUAUUCAUCUCUUAAACAGCAAGUCUUUCCACAUCAGCAUAUUUAGGUCCCAAGGAAUUCAACUCCAUAACCUCAAUAUCACGGCUCCAGGGGACAGCCCUAAUACAGAUGGAAUACAUAUCAGUUCAUCUACAAACAUCAAUAUCACAACUUCAACCAUAGGCGUAGGUGAUGACUGUGUAUCAAUUGGAGAAGGCAGCAAUGAUAUCUUCGUCUCUGGCAUAUUCUGUGGCCCAGGCCAUGGAAUCAGCAUUGGUAGUCUUGGUAAACGUCCAGAAGAAAAGUCUGUAAUUGGGGUGCACGUGACAAACUGCACUCUCACCGGUACCACAAAUGGCGUAAGGAUUAAAACAUGGCCUGAAUCACCGAUGCUUGAAGUUUCUGAUAUCACAUUCAAAGAUAUCAUCAUGGACAGAGUUUCUAAGCCAAUCGUCAUCAACCAAAACUACUGUCCAGUCCAGCCUUGCACAAAGAAGCCCUCACGAGUUAAGAUCAGCCAUGUUACAUACAAAAACAUCACCGGCACUUCUUCAAAGGAGUAUGCAGUCGAGCUUAACUGCAGUUCGGCUGUUCCAUGCCAGGAUAUGCAAUUUACUGAUAUCAACUUAGGGCCUAUGGACCCUACCAUUAAGGCCUCUGGGCUCAUUCAUUCAUCAUUGCAGUGCUUGGACACAAUAUCUGUAAUUAGGUUUUUUCUAAUCUCUCUCCUUCAGAUCCUUCUCGUUAAUCAAUCUCUUUCCAAUCUGUUCAUUAAACACAAAUCAAUGUGCUGCACAAACUAG